Molecule: messenger RNA, 936 nt
Organism: Erinaceus europaeus (western European hedgehog)
Lineage: Eukaryota; Metazoa; Chordata; Mammalia; Eulipotyphla; Erinaceidae
Product: olfactory receptor 51B2-like
Exons: 1
Coding region: 1-936 (311 amino acids)
Biological process (GO): G protein-coupled receptor signaling pathway
Cellular component (GO): membrane
Molecular function (GO): olfactory receptor activity; G protein-coupled receptor activity
Source: RefSeq, a predicted model, not a curated record
AUGAGGCCUAAUAAUAGUGAUGCCCCCUUCUUGCUGAAUGGCUUCCCAGGUCUGGAAGCAGCUCAUCACUGGAUCUCCAUCCCCUUCUUCGCAGUCUAUCUGUCCGUGCUUCUUGGCAAUAGUACCCUCCUGUACCUCAUCAAGGAGGACCCCAGUCUUCACGAACCCAUGUACUAUUUCCUUGCCAUGCUGGCGGGCACCGAUCUGACAGUGACACUGACCACGAUGCCAACCGUGAUGGGCGUGUUAUGGGUGAACUACAGAGAGAUAAGCCAUGGAGCCUGCUUCCUGCAGGCCUACAUCGUUCACUCACUUUCUAUUGUUGAAUCGGGUGUCUUGCUUGCCAUGGCCUAUGACCGGUUCAUUGCCAUCCGCUCCCCUCUGAGAUACAAUUCCAUUCUUACCAGUUCCCGGGUGAUGAAGGUAGGACUGGGGUUACUGAUGAGAGGUUUUUUAUCCCUUGUGCCCCCAGUCCUGCCACUGUUUUGGUUCCCAUAUUGCCGGUCACAUAUUCUUUCUCAUGCUUUCUGCCUCCAACAAGAUGUGAUGAAACUCGCCUGCGCUGAUAUUACAUUCAAUCGAAUAUACCCAGUUGUUCUGGUUGCUUUGACUUUCUUCCUAGAUGCUCUGAUCAUUUUCUUAUCUUAUAUCCUCAUUCUCAAGACUGUUCUGGGCAUUGCCUCUAGAGAGGAGCAAGCUAAGGCACUGAACACUUGCGUCUCUCAUGUGAGCUGUGUCCUAGUCUUUUACAUCACCGUGAUUGGCCUCACUUUUAUUCACAGGUUUGGAGAGCACGCACCCCACGUAGUCCAUAUUACCAUGAGCUAUGUCUAUUUUCUCUUUCCCCCGCUCAUGAACCCUAUUAUCUACAGCAUCAAGACCAAGCAGAUUCAGAGAAGCAUCGUUCGCUUAUUUUCCAUGCACAGUAGAGUCUGA